Aureobasidium vineae is the source of this 1539-nucleotide messenger RNA. NCBI's taxonomy places the organism in Eukaryota, Fungi, Ascomycota, Dothideomycetes, Dothideales, Saccotheciaceae. The record is from the annotation of a GenBank genome assembly.
AUGACGACCCUUACAAACGCUUUCUCGCAUUCGUCUCAUGACACGGCCAUCAUCGUGCCUGGAAAGCAGCCCUUGACUGUGUCGUACGAGCAACUCACAGCCGACAUUCUCUCCUUCCAAUUGAAGCUCGCCAAAUUGGGCAUCACUCCUGGCUCGGCCGUCUCCAUCGCUCUCCCAAACACAUACCCAUUCAUCGUCGCUUUCCUGGCAACCGCCUGGCAACGUGCCAUUGCCGCCCCUCUCAACCCUGCAUACAAGCAGUCUGAGUUCGAGUUCUACAUUGAUGACUUGAAGUCUGCUCUUGUAUUGGUGCCCCAAGGUCUGGCUGAUGGUCCCGCCGUCAAGGCUGCCACCAAGUACAAUGCUGCCGUCGCCGAGUGCUAUUGGAACGGAAAAGAGGUUGUUCUGGAUGUCAAGAAUGAGGGAAAGCUGAAGGGCAAGGGAAACAAGUCCAUCGAGUAUGCUCAACCCGACGAUGUUGCCCUUGUUCUGCACACUAGUGGUACCACUGGCCGUCCCAAGGCCGUCCCACUUUCGCACAAGAACCUCACACGCACAAUGUCCAACAUCAAGGCAACUUACGAGUUGACCAAGGCCGAUCGCACCAUGCUUGUCAUGCCACUUUUCCACGUCCACGGUCUCCUUGCCGGGUUCCUGGCUCCUUUACUGUCUGGCGGUUCCGUCGUUGUUCCAGCCAAGUUCUCGGCUUCAGACUUUUGGCGCGACUUCCAGACACAUGAGGCGAACUGGUACACUGCUGUGCCUACCAUCCACCAGAUCUUGCUCAAGAGCCCCACUCCCUCUCCUCUACCAAAUAUUCGCUUCAUUCGUUCCUGCUCUUCACCUCUGUCUCCCAAGGUCUUCCAUGAGCUCGAAAAGACUUUCAAAGCUCCAGUCCUCGAAGCCUACGCCAUGACCGAAGCUGCUCACCAAAUGACUUCCAACCCGCUACCUCACAAGGGAAAGCGUCAACCCGGCUCAGUCGGUGUUGGCCAAGGUGUCGAAGUCAAGAUUCUGGAUCAGUCAGGCAAGGAGGUUCCCCAAGGCUCCGAAGCCGAGAUUUGCAUUCGUGGCGAGAACGUUACUACCGGCUACCUCAACAAUCCUGAGGCAAACAAGACCUCUUUCACGGCUGAGGGCUUCUUCCGCACUGGUGACCAGGGCAAGCAAGACGCCGACGGCUACGUGAUCAUCACAGGCAGAAUCAAGGAGCUCAUCAACAAGGGAGGUGAAAAGAUCAGUCCAAUCGAACUCGACAACGUCAUGGCACAACACCCCGCCGUCUCUGAAGCCGUCAGUUUCGCUAUCGCAGACGACAUGUACGGUCAAGACGUCGGUGUUGCCAUUGUCCUCAAGGACAACCAGAAACUCGAGCCUGCAGACCUCAAGUCAUGGAUGGCUGAACGCGUUGCCAAGUUCAAGUUGCCCAAGAAGAUCUUCUUUACCGAUGUCAUGCCCAAGACUGCCACGGGCAAGAUCCAGAGACGUAUGGUCGCUGAAGCUAUGCUCAAGCAAGAGUCUCCCAAGGCCAAAUUGUAG